GCAGAUGUCUGUAGAGAUGGUGGAGGAGCUUUCAGUGAAAACAGCCCAGCCGGUCCGCCCGGCCGGGAUUCUACAGCAGAACCGGGUCUUCCUCGACUUCUUCUGGGACUUUGCCAAACCGGACCAGGAGGUCCGGCUGAAGGCGGUAGAAAGCCUCAUUCAGUACCUGAAAACCAACAACCAGGCAGAUGAGUUGGAAUACACCUUUAAAAGGCUGGUGGAUGGUCUGGCUCACACACGAGAGGCGGCAAGACCUGGAUUCAGUCUGGCUCUGGGACAGGUCUUGAGUGCCUUUGAAGAUGUCUCUCUGCAGGAUAUACUCGACAGAAUCAAAGAAAAGCACAAUUUGCAGAAAGUGAAAAAGAAACUUGUCAGAAAUGCUAUGUUUGGGAAUUUGUUUGGCGUCCUCGCUCUUCAUCAGUCUGGCCGCCUCUCAAAAGAGCCACAGGUGGUGCUGGGAUGUGUGCAGCUCCUCCAGAGCCUCAGCGAGCACAGACAACACCUGAAGGACCUGCCCACUAAGACCAUGAUGGACAUCCUAAAUGAGAUUCCAGAGGAGGUUUUUGAGGAGGUUCUGCUGGGCGCUCUGCAGACUGACCUGGCAUCAGCCUUCAGGACUCCAGAGCAGCUGCAGCUGCUGCUGGUAGCACUGCAGCGCUUCCCACAAACCCUCAAACCCAAGAAACUCAAGAAGCUGCUGGGCUCGUCAACCAUCAUCAACGCUGACAACAUCCCCAAGCUGACAGAGGUGUUGAAGAUGGCGGCCCGCUCAGUGAAGAAGGAGUGUGUUCUCCCAGCAGUGGUCCUGGACCUAUUGAAGCUCUCUCUGAGGGAAGACAGCUUCCAGCUCUUCUGGAAUAAAGCCAUCGUUGACAGCAUGUUUAAGGAGCAGCCGGGACCAACUCACUACCUGAGUUUCCGUCUGCUGGGCAGCGCCCUGCCUCUCCUGUCUAUAGACCAGCUGAAGGAGGUUUUGUCUGGAGAGGUGAUGAUGCACUACGGGGAACAUGUGGUGUCUGCUCAGAAACCAGACCGCUUCAAGCUGGCCCCAGAGAUGGACGUCUAUGUGUCGGACUUCUUGCAGAACUGUCAGGACUCUGACAAACAGCUGGCAGUGAUGGUGGCCUUCUCUUCACUGACCAACCAGGGUUACCCUGUGGUGCCAUCGGUGUGGAAGGUGGUGCAGCACCUCCAGCCAGCAGCUCUGCAGAGCUACGUGGAGUGGCUGAAGACCAUGUUCUUGCAGCCUCAGCUGGACAAGCUCCUGGACUUCAGCACUCGCAAGCAGAAAGACAAUCAGGAAGCUCAAAAGGAGAACUCCAUAUUCCGCCUGAGGAAGUGGAUUAUUGCUCGGCUGUCCUCGAUCAUUGACAACCACCAGGUGAAGAAGCAGGAGGACCUCAUCAUGGAUGUGGCCAGGUUCGUCUUUUUCCAUGCUUUCUUCAGCACCAAGAAGCCGACUAAAGACAUCCCAGAGACAGCGGGGAAACUUUCCGUCCCACUGGAUGAUAAAACCAGAGGAGUGCUUGUCAAUUCUUUCUUUGGGCUCCUCAUGUCCAUGCACCACCUGCCUCUCAUUGAGAACUCGGCCGAGGGGGCGGCGACUGUCAAUCAAAAGCGAGCGCUGGGUGUAACAGCCGACGGCACCAUGUGGAUCUACCACCUGGUCCAGUACGCCCAAGUCCUGCUCAGCCAGCCAAAACACGUCCAGAGUAGCCAGUCCUUCAGCGCUGAGCAAAGACAGGCCUGGGACAGCAUGCUCGAGUCAGUGGAGAGCUUGAAGAAGAAAGCAAAGAAAGGCCAAAGUGCAGAGUGGAGUGCUUUCCAGCAGCUCUUCCUGUUGGUCGGCAUGCAUCUCUUCAAGGCUCCUGAAGAGCUAGUUGACGUCUUGAAGGACCUGCAGAGCUGUAUGGACAAAGCCCAGGAGAAGAAGGUCAAGAAGAAAAAGAAGAAACAAGAGCAGGAGGAGGAGCCUGAGUGGGUGGAGGUGAUGGUGGACAUCUUGUUGUCCCUUCUGUCCCAGCCGAGUCGACAUAUCAGACAGGUCUGCAGGACCGUCUUCUCUUCCAUCUGCCCCCAUGUUACUGCAGCCGCCCUCACCGCCAUCUUAGACGUCCUGGACUCAGAAAAGGAUGACGAGGAGGAUUCUGCCGUGUUCGUCACUGACGAGAUUGACAAAACCCAGAAGAAAUCAGAGGAAGAUGAAGAUGACGAAGACAUGGAGGUUGACAAGUCAGACGAAUCAGAUGAUGAGGAUGAAGAUGCAGAUGGUGAAGCAAUGGAGGCGGAAGAGGAAGAGGAGGAGGAUGAUGAUGACGAUGAUGAACUAGAGGAGGAAGGAGAGGUGGACCAAAACUUCCGUCUGGAGCUGAUGAAGGUCCUGCAGCAGCAGAAUGCUUUGGCCGCAGAGGAGGACGGCAGCAGUGAUGAAGAUAUGGAUGAUGAAGCCAUGAUGGAGCUGGAUAAGAGCCUGGCAUCGUUGUUCUCAGAACAGAAGAAAAAGGCCUUGGCCAAGAAGGACGAAAAGACCAAAAUACAGAAAGAGAAAAUGCUGGUUCGAGACUUUAAGAUCAAGGUGUUGGACCUGAUCGAGGUGUUCGUGGCUCGGCAGGCGGGCAGUCCUCUUGUGUUGGGUUUGGUGGAGCCUCUGCUCAGCAUUAUCGACAAAGGAAUGAGCUCCGACAGCCACCAACAGGAGCAGGACUUCCUCCGCAGAGCUGCAGAUAUCUUCAGGAACCAGCUCUGUAGGUCCAAGGUUUACUGCAGGACUGCUGGUGACAGACAGGGGGAGCUCCAUGACCUGCUGGACAAACUGAUGACUAAAACCCAGAAACUGUCCGACUCCUCCGUCUGCCUCUAUUACUUCAGUGCCUCUCUGUACGUGGUGAAAGUGCUCCGAGGAGCUCCUCCUGCUGAGACCAAAGAGGAGCCGACAGCCGCAGCAAUCGACUUGAAGUUCAUGGGGAACGUGGAUGUGGAUCGGGUCUCCACAAUCUUCCGAAAUGCUCUGAGCUCCUUCAUGAGCCGGAGAAAGAGCCCUAUGACUGCUCAGAUGUUCACCGACUUGUUCAACAGAUUCCCUGUUUUGUGUGUCAACCUGUUGGAUACAGCUGUGCAGCACAUCACAUUUGGGGUCAGAGAACACCAGCAGGGUCUAGCAUGUAUGUUGGUGUUGAGGGCAAUGCAGAGCAGGGAGGUUCAGCAGCUGUUGAGCGGCGAUCUGUGGACGGAGCUCUUUGUAAAGGUUGCAGGUCAGCUGGCAACGUGUCUUCAGGCUGUUGGUCAAACUGAGAGCAAAAUGGUGAAGGAGAAAGUGGUGAAAAUCUUGGAGCUCUGUCAGUUCCUAGUGAAGAUCGUCCACCUGCAGAAACUGACUGUAGACCUGGAGCCCCUUAAAACGGUCCUGCAGUCCCUGACCAGCGUCAUCACCUUCAAUAAGACCGGCAAGCUAGAAGACACCUACUGGGCCGUGAUGAAACACUUUGGAGUCAUGAAGCCCAAAGUUGAAAAGACAAAGCCUGACAAGGAAGCCGACCAACAACAAGCUCCCAAGAAGAAGAAAGGUUUUCUACCUGAGACGAAAAAGCGGAAGAAGCGCAAUAAGCCUGUUUUAGAACCUGCGGGGAACAACUCGACCCCCACAAACAAACCAGAGGAAGCGAAAGGACAAGCCAAAAAGAAAAAAGACAAGAAAAUGAAACUGAAACGACCGGCCGAUGGUGCAGCGGCUCCACAUCCCAACCCAGCCAAAAAGAGCAAGACACAGUCUGACAGCAAGCCAGCCAAGAAGAAGAAGCCCAAACAGAAGAUAGAGGGAGGAGGGAAAAUAUAAAGUGGAUGCUUGCUAUUUAAAUGGACACAAAGAAACUUUUGUUGAUUGUCUUUUAGAGUCAGUUAGUUUUUCUACUGUCCACGCAGUUUACAUGGCUGCUGAUUGACGAUAUCUUGGUAAAUUUCAGCAUGAGAGAUUUCCAUACUGAAAACUUUACAUGUGGUGAAAGUUAGUUAAGAAAGGUUAUUUUUUCUAAUAUGUGAAUGCUAUCGAUUAGAAAAAAAUGUCUACAACAAUAAAUUGUUUUCUCUUCCUGCAAAUCCAACUCCACUCCCACUUCAGAAUGGCUUCAUGCAACAUUAAUAAGAAAUGUGUGAAAUGUAAAAUUUCCUGUCA
Messenger RNA from Scomber japonicus (chub mackerel), 4168 nucleotides. It is a transcript of the gene mybbp1a, whose product is annotated as MYB binding protein (P160) 1a. The record is from RefSeq and is a predicted model, not a curated record. Gene Ontology annotation, cellular component: nucleolus. The transcript is spliced from 27 exons. Gene Ontology annotation, biological process: regulation of DNA-templated transcription. Bases 5 to 3832 code for a protein of 1275 amino acids. Gene Ontology annotation, molecular function: RNA binding; transcription corepressor activity; sequence-specific DNA binding. Lineage: Eukaryota; Metazoa; Chordata; Actinopteri; Scombriformes; Scombridae.